AUGCACGAGGCGAAGCACGGCUUCCCGAGAAUGCUAGGGAGCCUCGAUUGCAUGCAUUGGCCAUGGAAGAAUUGUCCAACGGCAUGGCAUGGCGCAUACACUCGCGGCAAUCAGGGGGGACCGACCAUCAUCCUCGAAGCCGUUGCAUCGCAAGAUCUAUGGAUCUGGCAUGCUUUUUUUGGGACUCCUGGUUCGAACAACGACAUCAACGUGCUCAACAACUCGACUUUUUUCAACGAUCGACUGCAAGGAACGGGGGUGCCGGUCACAUAUCAAGUCAACAACGCCUACUGUACAAGUGGGUACUACUUGGCUGACGGCAUCUAUCCCAAUUGGCCGGUAUUCGUGAAGAGUCCUACACAUCCGACGGAUCUGAAGGGAAAGAGAUUCAAAGUGAUGCAGGAAGCGGCUCACAAGGAUAUUGAACGAGCCUUCGGCGUCCUUCAAGCUCGUUGGACAAUCGUCGAAGGACCAUCGCGUCUUUGGUGCAAGGAGGAGAUGAGCGACAUCAUGUUCACGUGCAUCAUUUUGCACAACAUGAUCAUCGAAGACGAAGGCGAGCACGCAACACAGUGGGAAGAAGACGCCGACGAAGCUUCGAGUAGCGCCGCAUCUCAACCUCGUGCCGAAAAGGAAAGUGUGUCUUCAUAA
This is a messenger RNA of Salvia miltiorrhiza (redroot sage), 651 nucleotides long. Its product is annotated as protein ALP1-like. Lineage: Eukaryota; Viridiplantae; Streptophyta; Magnoliopsida; Lamiales; Lamiaceae. The record is from RefSeq and is a predicted model, not a curated record. Bases 1 to 651 code for a protein of 216 amino acids. The transcript has a single exon.